AUUGUAGAAUAAAAAAACCCGCCCAAACGAGAGUAAAGCCAGAAAUCGCUGGCGUUCUUUCUUUCCACACUUUCGAAAAUUCUCCUUGGUCUUUUUCUUCUCCGAUUCAAUUUGAAAUUCCUCCGUUAAUAUCUUCCUGCAUCUCUCCAUUAAUGUCCUUCUAAAAAUCCUUGUUCAAUUUCUUGAUUUUUAUCAUUUCUCUCUCUUUCGUCUUCGAUUAAUCUUUGAAGAGGAAAGAGAUAAUCAACAAACGAUUUUCAUUCAUAAAGAGAGAGAUGAUUACGCGGCAUAAUUUGGCGGAGCAGCUAAGAGAAUACCAGAUUCGAUCCAAACACGAUUGGGCUUCUGCCUCAUUUUUUUCGUCCACUUCGAAUUUCACUUCAAGGGUGGAUAUAGUGGUCUUUGUAAUUUGGGAGCUCGUUAUUCUUGCAUUCCUGGUUUUCUCAGGAGUGUCUCUCUAUUUCAAACAUGUUCGACUUUCGUUUGUUUUAUUAUGUGUCACAUUGUUGUUACUUCUGUGCAUGAAAGUGACAAAGCAAAUACGUUUGGAACGUAAGAAGAAAAGAAGGAUGCUUCUACCAUUAUCAAUGUAAUGCUCUUAUGACAACCGCACCUGUAAAAUUGUGAGAUUAAUUUACUGUUUUCAUACUUCAAUUUAGCGCUCAUAUAUUUUUUUGACCAGCGUCUGAGUUAAUCUAAUGGUCAAAGUAGCUGAAGUACAUGAUAGUGGUUUGAUUAGUGUCAGUUGGAUGGCCAUCAUCAAUAUCUGUGUUGAACAUGCAAUUUUAAAGAAUAUAUCGUAUUGUAUCUCGUUCUGACCUAAAAGGAUUUUUACAGUGUAAGUAAUCUAUUGUUGUUCCAUUGAGCUCACAAUGUUUGCAUUGAGGGCCUCAGUCCACUUACCCUUUGUGGCGCAUAAAUUUGCACUCAUGGAGAAGAACUAGAACUGUGAAUCUUUGCCCCCAUCGAUCUCCACAGCACAAUGCACAAGCCACAAGCCACGGGGUUAGUAAUUGGUGUAUGGUGUUUGUUGACGUUGCUCAUAAUUUCUGCAAUUGCUGUUUUCCUCCAUUUGUACAUCUACUGAAUUUACGAGACUUUAAUAGACCAUUCUGGCUCAAAGAAGUGGAUUACCCUUAUGGUUUGUAAUAGACUUGCUACUUUAUUCUGAUAGGACUGCUUGUAAACUGCUAAGAAGACUGUUAUGUCUUCUUCGCUGUAUAGCUGAUCUCAACCCGACUAGGGCAUGGUUAAGGUAGGAUUAGGACUUCGACAGUAGUUGGACCGAGUUAUUAUGUUAUUGCAAACAUUUAGUGGCCUUUCAUUUGUAGUUGUAAUAUGUAAGCGAUAUACAAUAUAAAUUGCCAUUAAAGCUGACGAUGGUCUUUCCGGAAAUUAAGUUGAUUCUUUUUGAUUUCA
This is a messenger RNA of Amaranthus tricolor (Joseph's coat), 1419 nucleotides long. RefSeq lists its product as uncharacterized. The coding region runs from base 276 to 593 and encodes 105 amino acids. Lineage: Eukaryota; Viridiplantae; Streptophyta; Magnoliopsida; Caryophyllales; Amaranthaceae. The record is from RefSeq and is a predicted model, not a curated record. The transcript has 2 exons.